AUGCGCAAACCGCGAUGCGGUUUAGUGGACAUUCUCGAUCGCGCAUACAGUCCGAUCACGAAAAAAUGGCCGAAAACGCGCCUCACGUGGAAUUUUCAAGUGACGAGCGAAGGACUCUUACGGACGACCGAAGCGGCGUUCGCACUAUCGGCGGCGAAUUUACCGUUAAAUUUCAGUCGCGAUUCGUUACAUCCCGAUAUAUUAAUAUCGUAUCGUACGGGCGCUCACACCUACGCGAAUCACGACAUCUGUCCGGCGGUGUUCGAAGAUCCGGGAGAAGGCCUCGUUCACACGUUCUUUCCCAGCGGAGCGAGAGACUUCACCUAG
This is a messenger RNA of Cataglyphis hispanica, 327 nucleotides long. Its product is annotated as matrilysin-like. The transcript has a single exon. The coding region runs from base 1 to 327 and encodes 108 amino acids. NCBI's taxonomy places the organism in Eukaryota, Metazoa, Arthropoda, Insecta, Hymenoptera, Formicidae. Gene Ontology annotation, molecular function: metallopeptidase activity. The record is from RefSeq and is a predicted model, not a curated record.